UAUUUUUUGUCACUCCAAAUCGGUACAAACUUUUCGACUUUCAAAUAAUUUAGUAAGAAAGAAAUAUAUUUUUUAUAAAACAAAAAUAUGCUUGCGAGAAUUUUUCAACGCGGUCUUUCGGGAGCACAACAAAAUUGUCUGGGCCUCUUUUCAAAUCGAAAACCAAGCAAUGAAUACAGUCCCCAUCUACCCGGCGGUGGACUUGAGAAAUUAGCCGGCUGCUUUAAGGAGGAGAAUUACUUCAAACUAAACGAUUGGAAAUUGUUGCUGAAAAUGCGCGAACAGACGCUGCGCGGCGCGGGUUAUGACACCACCGAGAUGAAUCAUGUGAUCGAGCAGCUGAAUGAGAUGGAUCAUUUGGUCACGCAUCACAAUCAGAGUUUGAUGAAUAAACAUAAGAAUUGCAUGGAAGAGUUAUACUUUCUGAACGAGGUAAGAUUGGAGGAAACGAUGAACUUGCGUCGGCUCGAGAAGAAAAUGCACGCGGAAUUGGAACAAAAAUUGCGUGAGCAACAGAAAUUGGAAAGCACACGUCGCGCAGCGGAACAGUUGGCGAACACAAUGGAAACACUGCCGACUAUGCGCAAUAUACGUUAUGAGCAGUGAAUUAUUUUCAAAAUUAUUAUUUAUUUUUUUUCAAUUAACUUACGAUUUGCGAUUGAAACGGAAAGAAAAGUUAAGCAACAAAAUUACGUUAUAUUUGCGGGUAAAAAUCGAUUUACAUGUAUAUAUGUAUACGCAAGUUGGCUUUUUUAAAUUUUUUUCAUUUUCUUGUGAACUAUGUACAUACGUUUGUUAACGGCGAAAACUGUGGGAAAUUUAAAAAAGCCCAGCUUUAAAGUUGUACAUAUUUACAUAUAAACAUACAAACAUACACCGUGACAAAAGUGCAAAAUGUUGAAACAAACUGAUAAAUAGUGAUGUAUGCAAUAGAAGAGACGUGUAGUGUACAAACAAAUUAUGUAUUAAAUAUAAUUAAUUUAAUGCUCGCAUAUAAACGUAGAGAAAUCUUAUUAAACAUAUAAGUCGAUCGAUAUAUUUAGUAAAUAUAUUUUUUAAACUUAAUAAUGUACGCCCACAAAGCCAUUUCUAUAUUAUAUGCCUUAAUUAUUUAGCAUUUAAUUAGAUUCG
Molecule: messenger RNA, 1131 nt
Organism: Ceratitis capitata (Mediterranean fruit fly)
Lineage: Eukaryota; Metazoa; Arthropoda; Insecta; Diptera; Tephritidae
Exons: 3
Coding region: 88-606 (172 amino acids)
Source: RefSeq, a predicted model, not a curated record